Molecule: messenger RNA, 1004 nt
Organism: Penaeus indicus
Lineage: Eukaryota; Metazoa; Arthropoda; Malacostraca; Decapoda; Penaeidae
Exons: 6
Coding region: 16-960 (314 amino acids)
Source: RefSeq, a predicted model, not a curated record
CAUAGAUAAAGUAAAAUGUACUCCUUUCAGCCUUUCAUGCUGGACGAGAGUGAGAGUUUGAGAGCGAAGAACGGGCAGCCCACACGAGGUGCCGCCCGCCUGCACACGAGGCGAGAACCGAGCAUGGGCGUGAGGAUGCCGCCUCUGCCGGAAGAAUUCAAAGACACCCCCCCAGAAAUCGUGUCCAUGGACAACAGCCCUCUCCGCUUCGAGAAAUACCUGUCCAUUUUGGCCGGACUCCCGCACUCAAUCUACAACAUCUACAAUUACGAGACGGAGCCGCCCUUGACCCACACGCUCGACAUCUCGCUCUGCUACAAUCGCGCAUCGCAGAUGCGUAACUUCGUCUUCGAUUUGCCGGACGACACUCUCUCACGGGUUCAUUUCCUGCGAGACAAGCUGAAGUAUGCAAUCCAAGCGGCUUUGGCAGAAGCUGGCGUGGUCUCUCCUCUCAGAAUCAACCGCCUCGUUCUUGAGGAACAUGAAGGUAGCCCCCUGAGGGUGCUCUUCAGCAUCCUAGACAAACCGAGCGUAGUAGGAAACGCCCCUGGGGCCAUUCUCGAGAACGACAUGAAUCACGCCGCCUCCACGAUCGACUCAAUGAUAUCGCAGUCCAAGCUGGUCAUUAUUGUACAUCUGCCGGCCAUUGCGCUCCAUCCAGAGGAGCCUGUGUAUGUGGCCAUUGUUCCGGUUCCUGGCUCUCUGAAGGAAGUGGACAGGGAUGAAUCCAGCAUUUAUGGAUAUGAAACAAAGCAGCCCUACCAGUCAGGAGACAUGGCCGGCCUCGCCAUCGGCAUGAUGUUACUGGGCGGACUGUUAGGGGUCGCUCUGAACAUGGUCCUGCAGCGUCGCGCGUCUGGCCAGGUCGGACUCCCCCGCGUGAACCUGGCGCGCAAGUCAGCCCCAACGCCCGAAACCUCCAUCAACCUCAACGCGGAUCUCACGGCCUCUGAAACCUAGAGGAGAUCGCAGUCAUAACGUGUUUACUUUGAUAUAUAUAUAUA